UUCGUCAUACGUUUGAGAUACUAAGAGAUUCCAGCUUCUUAUACCUACAAGACAUCAAAGUGUAUGAAGAGAAAAAUAAGGAUUAGUGAAAUAGUGUACUGACUUCUACACACUCAAGAUGAAGUCAUUCUCGCUCCAGUCAUCUGGCAGGAAUAUACUUCUCUCUCUCUCUCUCUCAGGAUACCGUGAACUUAAUACUUCCAAGGGAAAUCUUACAUUGGAAGCACGUGAUAUCUCCAGUGAGAAAUAUGUAAUCGCGUACAUUAUAAUCAUGAUGAACAAUUAUAUUGACAAACGUGGCAUGAUUGUCAGUGAUGUCAACAUUUUAACAUUAUUCCUGAAUAUGAGAAAAAUACAGGGUGAUAGGAUAAUAUUCAGUCAGAUGUUUGCUUUCACUCCUCAAACAAGUUUCAAGAAAUCAUUUCGAGCGUCAAGUGAGAUUCUGUCUCCCUGAUUGUUUCACAUCAUUCAUCCACUGAUAGUAGCAAUAUUUGCAUUGUCCAGAUUGUGCUUACUAAUUUCUGCUAAUAUAUAUAUAAAGUCCUUGGUCAAA
Messenger RNA from Trichobilharzia regenti, 553 nucleotides. NCBI's taxonomy places the organism in Eukaryota, Metazoa, Platyhelminthes, Trematoda, Strigeidida, Schistosomatidae. The record is from the annotation of a GenBank genome assembly.